Callorhinchus milii (elephant shark) is the source of this 953-nucleotide messenger RNA. It is a transcript of the gene six2a, whose product is annotated as SIX homeobox 2a. The record is from RefSeq and is a predicted model, not a curated record. Gene Ontology annotation, biological process: regulation of transcription by RNA polymerase II. Bases 25 to 930 code for a protein of 301 amino acids. Gene Ontology annotation, molecular function: RNA polymerase II cis-regulatory region sequence-specific DNA binding; DNA-binding transcription factor activity, RNA polymerase II-specific. Gene Ontology annotation, cellular component: transcription regulator complex; nucleus. NCBI's taxonomy places the organism in Eukaryota, Metazoa, Chordata, Chondrichthyes, Chimaeriformes, Callorhinchidae. The transcript is spliced from 2 exons.
GGGGGGGGUGGAGGUUGAGAGAUCAUGUCGAUGCUUCCGACGUUUGGCUUCACUCAGGAGCAAGUGGCGUGCGUGUGCGAAGUGCUCCAGCAAGGGGGGAACAUCGAGAGGCUGGGGCGCUUCCUGUGGUCACUACCUGCCUGCGAGCAUCUGCACAAGAACGAGAGCGUCCUCAAAGCCAAGGCCGUGGUGGCCUUCCACCGGGGCAACUUCCGAGAGCUCUACAAGAUCCUGGAGAGCCACCAGUUCUCGGCGCACAACCACCCGAAGCUGCAGCAGCUGUGGCUCAAGGCGCACUACAUCGAGGCCGAGAAGCUGCGGGGGCGACCGCUGGGGGCCGUGGGCAAGUACCGGGUCCGGAGGAAGUUCCCGUUGCCUCGGUCCAUCUGGGACGGCGAGGAGACCAGCUACUGCUUCAAGGAGAAGUCGCGCAGCAUCCUGCGGGAAUGGUACGCGCACAACCCGUACCCCUCGCCCCGGGAGAAGAGGGAACUGGCCGAGGCCACCGGGCUGACCACCACGCAGGUCAGCAACUGGUUCAAGAACAGGAGGCAGAGGGAUCGAGCCGCCGAGGCCAAAGAGAGGUACGAGGAAAACAACGAGAACUCAAAUUCCAAUGUCACAGCCGGCAGUCGCAACCCAAUGCAUCCUUCCAUGAACGGGAACAAAAACAUGUUGCCGAGCUCGGACGAGGAAAAGACUCCGUGCCAGACGCCGGACCACACGUCGGGCAGCCCGGCGCUGCUCCUGGGGGUGGGGGGGUCUCUGGGCCAGAGCUCCAACCCCAGCCUCCAGCCCCUGCACACCCUGGCUGUCCCGCCGGGCCCUAGCGCCGUCGCCGUCCCCACCGCAGAUGUAGUGCACCACCACGCGUUACAGGACUCCAUGCUGAACCCCAUGUCGUCCAAUUUAGUCGACCUUGGCUCUUAAAGAGAAAGACAUUUAUUAUUAUU